CGAUCCGACGGUAUCCCCUUGGAGGAAAUCUAAGCAACUACCAGGUUCACUAGGGCGCGUUCAGUUUACUCGUCUCUGGCGGCCCGUAAACAGUAAUUGCUUAUAAAAUAAUUCACACCGUUAGAGGCAAACAUGAAAGUCUCAAGCAUAGAUUGCCGUCGUCUCAAAAAGAUUAUCAGGAAGGAAUGUGGAACCUCUCUCAUUGUGGAUUGUCGACCUUAUUUUUCGUUCUCGAACUCUAAUAUCAAAGGCUCUGUCAAUGCCAACCUGAACUCGGUUGUUGUCCGGAGAUCCAGAGGAGGGCCGGUACCUCUUCAGUUUGUGAUCCCGGAUGAGAAAGCCCUGUUACGGCUGCGAGAGGGGAGCAUAUCGGCAGUGGUGGUUCUUGAUGACCGAGCUUCUCACUGGCAGAAACUGAAAAAGGACAGUAUCGCACAGAUAGUGAUUAAUACGCUCAAUAAUCUGGCGAGUGGGACAAACAUCUGUUUCCUAAAAGGGGGGUUUGAGAACUUCCAUGGCCAGUAUCCUGAACUUUGCACUGAGGUCGUGAAGCCCGUCGGCGUCGACCAGAACAACGGAACCGAAACCGGGAAAUGCAGGCCGAGUAUCGCCCUAUGCUGUGAGAAACUGGGCUCCAACCUCAAACCAGAUUACGAUCAGGGCAAGCCGGUGGAGAUCCUUCCUUUCCUGUACCUGGGCAGUGCAUACCAUGCCUCCAGGCAGGACUAUCUGAGUGACCUUGGAGUCACAGCCCUGCUGAACGUCUCCAGGAGGGACACCAGGCCCUCCAAAGGCCACUACGACUACAAGUGGAUCCCGGUGGAGGACAACGUCACAGCAGAUAUCAGCUCACAUUUCCAAGAGGCCUUCCAGUUCAUUGAUGGUGUGAAGCAGACAGGGGGUAGAGUCUUGGUGCACUGUGAGGCCGGCAUCUCCCGCUCCCCGACCAUCUGUCUGGCCUAUAUCAUGAGUACCAAGCGGCUACAGCUCGAAGAGGCCUUUGACAUCAUCAAACAGCGCCGCUCCCUCAUCUCGCCCAACUUCAGCUUCAUGGGCCAGCUGCUGCAGUUCGAGUCUGAGGUCCUCUCUUCGACACCUAUUACCGUGGCAACGACCCCCGAAACCGCCACCGAACCCGCCACGCCCUGUUGCAUCGGUAAAGAGACGGUCUCCUUCUUUGGGAGUUCGAAAGAGUACACAUUCAACAACAAUAACUUUGACUUUGAACCUUCCACAGUUUUCGCCCCCCUCCCUACCUCCUUCCUCACCCCCAUGCCUCUUCAGACUCCUCCACUCCGCCAUUUUAAAUUGAGCCCUAUAACUGCACUGCCUUAAGAUGUUACUGUUUAGUAGGUCUCAGAUUACUUGAAAAAUAACAAUAACAAAAUACAAAUAAAAUGCUCUAUUUGUCUGGCGCUGGCACAAGCCAGUAAUGAAGUGGAACGGCUGGCUAUACAGAAACAAAGACUGAGAGAAGAUAUUGCGUUGAUCGUCUAUAUGGGAUUUUUCAUUCAAGUUGGGAAAAGUCCCUGAAAUUCAGACUACAGUCUUUGUUUGAACUUUGAACUGCAGCGUGAAACCACAAAGACUACUGCAAUACAUGCCUUAGGUUGAUAAUGUGAUGUUUUGCCUAUUCACAUGCCGCAUCGAGGCAUUUUAACCUAAUUUAUUUGAUACAUCUUGUCCGUCUGAUUGUCUGUGUUUUUUCUAAAUACAAAUGUGGAUGCCAAUAAAUGUUUCCACCAGAAAGUA
Salvelinus fontinalis (brook trout) is the source of this 1752-nucleotide messenger RNA. RefSeq names its product dual specificity phosphatase 5 (gene dusp5). Gene Ontology annotation, biological process: endoderm formation; negative regulation of MAPK cascade; protein dephosphorylation. NCBI's taxonomy places the organism in Eukaryota, Metazoa, Chordata, Actinopteri, Salmoniformes, Salmonidae. The transcript is spliced from 4 exons. Gene Ontology annotation, molecular function: protein tyrosine/threonine phosphatase activity; MAP kinase tyrosine/serine/threonine phosphatase activity. Gene Ontology annotation, cellular component: cytoplasm; nucleus. The record is from RefSeq and is a predicted model, not a curated record. Bases 133 to 1335 code for a protein of 400 amino acids.